AUGCUCGAAGUGCCGACGAACAUGGUGAAAGAAAAUAAGUCUGUGACACCGAUCAGUAUGAUGAAAACUGGAGAAUCGUACGAACGAUCAUUAUCGUUUCGAUAUUACCGUCCACGUUUACUUGAACAGAAAAUGAAAACAAGCGAUGAAGAUGCCAAACCCCGCGAUCUACCAUCACAAAUGUGGCACCAUGUUUAUAAGUAUUAA
Molecule: messenger RNA, 207 nt
Organism: Adineta ricciae
Lineage: Eukaryota; Metazoa; Rotifera; Eurotatoria; Adinetida; Adinetidae
Source: the annotation of a GenBank genome assembly